Messenger RNA from Dermacentor andersoni, 1447 nucleotides. RefSeq names its product ubiquitin like 3 (gene UBL3). Gene Ontology annotation, molecular function: protein binding. The record is from RefSeq and is a predicted model, not a curated record. NCBI's taxonomy places the organism in Eukaryota, Metazoa, Arthropoda, Arachnida, Ixodida, Ixodidae.
CGAGGUCAACAUUUCCCAGCAAGCACCGGGGCUCAUGGGGAGAGGAACGCCAUUUUCAGAAGCUGUAUCGGAACUAGCUUGUUCGCCUACUUUGUCGCCGAGUGAUGUGUCCGCGGAGCUCCUCGUAAAUUCUGAUGCUCGCCUUUGUUUGCGAGCGGCGUGAGCGUCGCGAAAAUCCCUUCAUCGAAGUGAUGCUCAUUACGUGAUCUCUGCCGUGGUCGUCGUCAGGCAUAGCCCAGCCGUCCACCAUUAGGCACCGUCCUGCGGAAACGUCUCUGCUGUGUCGCGGAUUUCAGCCUUGUGCUCAACUCCCGCAGCAAUGAGCAGUCGGAUUCCGUCUGACAAGGGGAGCGCCAGCAUUGUGCUAAACACGGACAUGCGAAGAAGGGAUGACAGAACCGGCGCGUUGCAUAUUCUGUGACCCCAAUGUAUUGUCCCAACCAGUACCAGCGUUUUUCUUGGUGGACAGCACAAUGGGCUUCUGCUCAUCAGGAGAAGGCACCGGUGAUCGCGUGAACCUGCGGCUGAUCUUGGUCAGUGGCAAGACCAAGGAGUUUGCCUUCAGCCCGAAUGACUCGGCCGCAGAGAUUGCCCAGCACGUGUUUGACAACUGGCCCCAAGAGUGGUCUGACGAGGCCGUGUCCAAGGCAGAGAUCCUGCGCCUCAUCUAUCAAGGACGCUUUCUACACGGCAAUGUGACUUUGGGCGCACUGCAGCUGCCCCUGGGCAAGACCACUGUGAUGCAUCUUGUACCCAGGGAGAACCUGCCAGAGCCCAACUCUCAAGACCAGCGCCAGAAGAGCAAAGAACGAAGCAGUGGCUGCUGUAGCGCCAGCUGCUCCAUACUGUGAACUCCCCUGGACCAUCGUCGGCCCUGUACAUAGCCUGAACAAAGAAUAAAAACGGACGCUCUGUGCGGCGACUACCGUGCGUGCGUGCGUGUGCGCGUUCGCUGAACAACACGCAUGCCCCCCACCCCCCACCCCCCCCACUUCCACCCCGAGUGCAACCAGUGGAAAUGUGUGGCGUGGUAACGAUCCCCAACUUGGUAGGCUGUUCCUCCCAAGGUGUACCACCAGGCUAGUCUCUUCCACCAUGUUCGUCUCAAACGGGAAGCAGCUAGCACAGCAAGUGACUGAAAUGAAGAGGUGCUCGUGAAGCAGCCACUGACUGUUCUUGUGGUGUUCGUCUAGCGCCAGCGUUGGUUCCAAUUUCUAGGACUGCUGCGGUGUGGAAGUUACCCACUCAUUAUCCCAGAGGCCAGAACCAGCAGCGUCUUCGAGCAAAGCUGGUGCAGAAGCCCAUGUCUGUUAAAGUGCCGAGCGGACCUGUUCUUUUGAUCAAGGCUGGUGGUCUGUCUGUGCCCGUCAUAAAUUCACUCAGUGUUGCACACGGGUGUCAUAGCCGCGGUGGUGCUCUGAAAGUAAAGUCUGGACACACCCUGAAA